This is a messenger RNA of Neodiprion fabricii, 5014 nucleotides long. RefSeq names its product hairy/enhancer-of-split related with YRPW motif protein-like (gene Hey). The record is from RefSeq and is a predicted model, not a curated record. Gene Ontology annotation, molecular function: protein dimerization activity; RNA polymerase II cis-regulatory region sequence-specific DNA binding; DNA-binding transcription factor activity, RNA polymerase II-specific. The transcript has 3 exons. Gene Ontology annotation, cellular component: nucleus. NCBI's taxonomy places the organism in Eukaryota, Metazoa, Arthropoda, Insecta, Hymenoptera, Diprionidae. Gene Ontology annotation, biological process: anterior/posterior pattern specification; regulation of neurogenesis; regulation of transcription by RNA polymerase II. Bases 1732 to 2811 code for a protein of 359 amino acids.
AUUCUGAACUCAUUGUCAAACUUCAGAAAUUAAGAAUGCUGGAUCCAAUGUGGCUGAUGAUAAUCCAAGAAGUUAUUUAAUUUGAACGAAACUUUUUGUACCCAGGAUGUUCAGAACGAUGAUAACGAAUUAGAACUAAAAAUUUGAUAAUCGACAAUGGCAAAUUGAAUAUGGCUCACAAAAAUGCAAGAAAUUGCUUGAUUAGGACAAAUCUUGUGACUCGGUGGUUUUCGAGCACAUCGAUAACGAAUCUAAAAUUCAAUUUCAGAAUUUCAAAACGUCCGAGUCCCCGGAUUCGCCGUUUUAUAUUUUUGAAUUUCAACUACAGAUUCAGGCAAUUAGCGUUGUCAAAAACUCCGGGGAACCAAUCUCAGUCCAAGUAAAGUAAUUGUUUGCAUUCUCAUCGGUCAGUCCGGAUACUCCAUUGUCAGUUCGAAAAUUCUUGCUGGUUACGAAUUCGUAACCAGCAACGACACAAACGAACAAUUUUUCGCAUCACAGCUUCGUCGAUACAUACCCUGCAGAGAAAUUUCGCUCACGCUUCGCCGUCUUUGUUUCCUAUUGCACUGUGCAGCGUUCGGAUGCAGCUACGCGCAACGCGACACACACGCACGCAUCUCCAUGGUUCAGGAUCGAGUUCCCCACCACCGUUCGGCGCCCCUGAAACCCUCCACGUCUUGGCGGCAGCUAGUCGUGUGGCGCGAUAGACGCCCGCACACGACAUACGCUCGCCGCCACGCGACCGGUGCACACGUCGCAUUGCACACGCCGCACGGGCCGUUUGAAAAUCGCGCACGGCCGUCGCGACGGCGAUCUUUUUACUCGUUACGUCACAGAGGAAGGAAAUGCGAAAUUGUCUCUAGGCGCCGGUGAGGUGCAGCCAAUCUUCGACGAUUCGAAUGCGAUUUUUGCGAAUUGACGCUACUUUGAGAAAAGAUUAAUUGAACACCGUUGAAGAUAAUUUGAAGAAGCAAACGAAAAAAAAUAAAUAAAUAAAUAAGUCAGAGGCGAACAUUUACUCGUUUCUCUUACACGUGGCUUGUGGAUUGACGAAUAAUCAGAAACAUUUGUCCCGCGAAUUGUGAAGUGAAGUGCGUCGAACAUUAUAAAUCAUCGUAAAUAAAUGCAAAUGAUAUUUUCGCGGGAUAAUUACAUCGUCGUUGUGAACGUUUGCAGAGUUUUACGACAGUGAAAUUUUCAGAACAAGACACGUGACGAACGUUACGAGUGUGUAUAUUCUACAAAAAUAAAAAAAUAUUUAAAAACAAAAAAAUUAAAAACUUUCUCAUAAAUAGAAAUUUUUCGUCGCUACCAGUGGUUGGAUUUACAUAUUUUAUCGGUAAAUAAUCUGUUAUGUUUCGCCGAGGGUCAGCCACAGUUAUCCGCAUCUCCGGAUUAUAAUUGGAAAAAAAGAGAAAUACAAAAUAAAAAAAAAAAAACCCGGAACAAAAAUGAUGCGAUAAUCUCUUUUCAAACCCGAGCUAUACAACUACUACAGGAACUAAUCGUUCAAAAUAGACCUUCCGCCUACUGGAGAACAUGCGAGGGGACCAAUAAGCCGUGCGCUUAAACAUUGUGCAUAAACACUGGGAUUUCAGAUCAUGUCUUACGUCAAUAUUACUAUUUAUCGAGAUGACGUGAAAGGUUGAGUAACAUAUGGUACAAAAUUUGCACGUCCUUGUGAUAUUUUUUUGGAAAGUGACAACGGACAUUCGGUAACCGCGAGAUAUAAUGUGGCGCGUAGUUGUACCGCGAUCUGACGAGAACAGCACCCUGCUAUCCUCUGACAUAACGGCCGGUGCCGUCACCCCGGGUCACCUGCCGUCACUGUCGGGCCCAUCGGGGCCUCACCACUGGGGCUAUCCGCCGCCCCCGCAUCCCUCCUACCAACCUCAACACCCGGAUGUACGUCACCAUCACGAGAUGCGGCACGACAUGCAGAGGCCGGAACUCCGCCACCCCGCCGACAUCAGGCACGAGAUGAGGCACGAUAAUAUAGCCGGGAUGAGGCCGGACCUCACGGAGUUAAGACCCAGUCACGAACUGCCCGAAUUGAAGAACGACAUCACCGAGUUGAGGGCACAGGACAACCAGCAGCAGCAACAGCAGCAAUUGUCACAGUCAAGGGGGAUGAAACGGACCAUGAGCGAUUCGGACUGCGACGAUGUCUUCUCCGAGGAGAGUGGGAAAGAACCGUGUAACUCGCCAGGUGGUGAUUCCUGUCAGCACGCUUCGCGCAAACGAAGACGAGGAAUGAUUGAGAAAAAAAGACGUGACAGGAUAAACGCUUCCCUCGGAGAAUUGCGAAGAUUGGUACCAGCUGCCGCCAGGGAUCCUCACAGUGGAAAAUUAGAAAAAGCUGAAAUACUUCAACUCACCGUCGAACAUCUACGUACCUUGAGAAAUAAAGGACCGGAAGGAUACGACAGCACCAAGUUGGCAAUGGACUACCACGCUGUCGGUUGGGGCGAAUGCGCUGCCGAAGUUGGACGAUACUUGGUCACCAUGGAAGGCCUCGACGAGAGAGAUCCGCUGCGUCUGAGACUGCUGUCUCACCUUCAAAGUUUCCACAGAGAACACCCGCCGACCACCACCGCCGUGCUGCCUUCCGGAUCCUCCGUCAGUUCCGCCACUACAACCGGAAGCUACGAGCCGUCGAGCUCUUCCUCCGUCGGGAUGCCCGCAGCACCUGGAAGCAUGCCGCCGCUUCUUGGCAGCGGCGCUCUUGGCUGGGGUCAGUAUCCUGGACAGUACGUCCAACAGCAGCAUGGAAAACCGUAUCGACCUUGGGGCGCGGAGUUGGCCUACUGAAGUCAAAUAGGUUAUCCCCCGAGUGGAUAAUGCAAGCCAAGCAAUUAAUCGAUUCUGAGACGUUUAUGUAACGUUGCAAGACUGACCGGUUUUAGCCGUUGCACCAAUCGAGACGACGAUGUUUUAUAGUUCACUUUGACGGCAUGGUAGGAUAUUUUCUUGGACUGUGCGUUUAGUGCGACGAGAAACACUCUCAAUCGGGAAAUUGAACCACAUAGACUCACCGAGAUGAAACUGGGAAAUUUUACUGGCUGCGCGUGCGCGGAAUAAUUCAACUCUAUUGGUCGGCGGGGUCGCACCGCGGUAAUAUUUUCGUCUGCAAGGCAGGGGAGCCAACUUACUCGAAACGGGGUAUGGGAUGUAAAACUCUCUCGCGUCAAGAGGCGAAUUGAAAUUAUGUUGUUGCGAUGACUCAUAGCAGUCAUCGAUCGUCAGCCAGUUAACAGUAAUAAAAAGUUUGCCGAGCCUUCUCGAUGAAUUAUUCAAGGACUGCUGGAUAUAAAAAAAUUCGUAUUACCUACAUAGCCUCAACAAACUGUAUUUGAAAGCUGAAGCUUGAGGUGGUCAACCUGCGUAAAAAUUCGGACGCGCAAUCAGCCAAGUUUCACCGUUUUCUUUCGGUAUGCCGAGACUUGCGCAACAAAAACGACUAUACGUAUUUUCGGUACACGGAAAUUGGGCUCAUACCGCCGAAUUAAUUAACUAAUUGAAGGUUGGUAAUGGUUUGUUUGUUUUGAUUGACUUCUAAUAACAAAUGACAGCAUUGUCCGUGAAGAUUCACCAUGAUUUAGAGGGGCUCCGUUUUUUUUUUUUUUUGAUAACUUUUUGUUAGCCUGGACAAAGGUAAGUUGUUCCUGAAAAAAUUUUAUUUUUGUUUGAUGUGAAAACUGCGUACGAGAACUAAUAUUUGGGAGAAAAUCGAGUGUUCGAAAAUAUUUUACUCCGAAGUAGAAAGGAAGCUGUAAGUGCGGCCAUCUUUUGUUUUCCAUUCAAACUCAUAAAAUAAAUCUGUCCGUGUUCAUGAAUACGUGUGGUUAAAAACAGUGAAACUUAGAAUUAUCAUCUCGAUGGAACGGCAUAGAACACUUGGCUCGUUGUCAGUUAAUCCCUUUCAACCUAGUUUCUUUUGCCUUCGAAUUAAUUGUAAGUAUAAUACUUUAAUACAAUAUAUCAAAUAAAAAAGUAAGCAUCUCAAUAUGCGCUGUAUCGAUGAAAUUCAAGCCAGAUGAUCCAAUUGUACAAAUAUGAAGCCCAACCGAACUAAAGUGCCAUGAACCUUGUGUAAAGUAUAAGCUAAAAACUUUUCAAUAAUUCUUUUUGCGCCUGUCAUUUCUUUUGUCAGAAACUCCGCUAACUGUUUGUUUAUGUCAUGAAUGACCCGCUAGUGAUGAGAGUUUGUUCGAAGUUUCCGAGCAUUUUUAUAUCGUGCUGCUGCGAGUGAGAAUCUAGUCUGAUUCGCGAUUCGUGAGCAGAUAGUCAAUCAAAUGAAAUGCGUAUGAAAAUAACUUUGAUAUAAAGCGAGAGCAGUUUGCUUAAUUUUACGAGGUGCGUGUACUUAUUUAUUAUUAUUAUUAUUACAAUAUGUAUGUGUAAAUAUAUGCGAGAACUGUAAUUGCGAUUAACCGCGAAACAGCCGCCUGCAACUCAUAAGCUGCCAAUAUAUUUCUAUGGUAUAUGUGGGUUGUACAAAAACUCAGGAAACCAAUUGCAUCGAAACGACCGUAAAUCCCUAAACCCAUACUCUAUAAGUGAUAAAAUGAUAGUCAUACGAGUACCUAAUUUGAAAUGUAAAAAAAAAGUAUUUAUUUAUACCAGUCUAGUUGUAAUACAAUAAUGUAUAGAAUAUUCUUUUAAGGAACUGUACAGUGUAAAUGCCCGAACAACUAAUCAACCAAUUAAAUUAAGUAUGUAUUAUAAUUUAUAGAUAUCACAUGCGGCUCAAUUGCAACACAGAAAUUUAUUAGAAUGUAGAAAUUAUUUCUGAAUUCGAAAUUUUAUACAUGCGCAUCUGUUUCCUGACAAAAUGAAAAAUGAACUAAACAAUAGUUUUCCUUUACCAUUUUCGACAGUUUUGACCGAGUGUAAUUGGAAAAGUAUGACAGAUGUAAACACAGCACAAUGUGAUACUAAUCGAACAAAUAUCAAUUCCAAAUGUAUACGCGUGAAAAAUGCCUUAAUAUUUUAUAAUUGUGCGAUGUUUUAA